Alexandromys fortis (reed vole) is the source of this 4064-nucleotide messenger RNA. RefSeq names its product PABIR family member 2 (gene Pabir2). The transcript has 9 exons. The record is from RefSeq and is a predicted model, not a curated record. Bases 690 to 1454 code for a protein of 254 amino acids. Gene Ontology annotation, molecular function: protein serine/threonine phosphatase inhibitor activity. NCBI's taxonomy places the organism in Eukaryota, Metazoa, Chordata, Mammalia, Rodentia, Cricetidae.
GCGGGGGCCAGGGAGCAAAAGGCGCCAUCCCUGCGCUGAGGGGCCCUGGGGGCCGGGUCCCGGAGCAUGGCGGACUGGACAGAGACCCUGAGCAUGAGGAGGUGGAGCUGCCGAGGCCGUCUGGCCAGCUGUCAAGUCCUCAUUGCUAGCGCUGCAAAAGCGGCCGCAGCAACUGUAGCCGAGCCGCGCUUGCGGUCUUAGGCGGGAAAAAUGACAGCAUGAGUUCUGCCACUGCCUAGUUUCCUCCCUUUUCUUCUUUUGUGUUUUCCUCUUCCACACAUUCCGUCCUCCUCCUUUCCCAGCCCUGUACUCUUCUUCCCCCUGACCUUUGUGCUCUUUUCGCACUUCGGUCCUCUUCCAUAUAUCCUAUGAACUGCGUUUCCAUCUUUCCUUUAUCAACCUCUGCGCCUCUUUCCUUCUCCCGUCUUUGUCUUUCCUCCAUCCUUUUUUUUUUCAUCCUAUCCCCCCUCCCAACACAAGCUCUCCAUCCUCCUCCGCCCCCCACCCACCCCCACAUCCUGCCUCAUCUGCAUCCUCCUCUCCCACUUUUCUCCGCCCUCGCGCCCAAGCCUCCGCCCAUUAGCCCCCGCCCCCAGCUGCCAGUCCCCAGCAGCUCAGUCCUGCAGUGAGUCCAUAGCAAAGCACCAGGAGCUGAGCACUGCUGGCUGUGCGGGCUAGCAAGUCUCCGAAUGGCUCAGGAGAAAAUGGAGCUGGAUUUUGAGGCUGACACAUCUGAUGGGGGCACCCUGAGACGGGCCAACAGUGCUCCUCUGAUCCAUGUGCUCAGUGACCUUUCACAGGUUUUUGAGCCAUAUCCACUUAGACCUCGGAGGAACAGUGCGACAAUUAUGAGCCAUCAUAGCUUGGAAGAAGGCCUGGAUAUGAUGAACAGAGAAACUUCACAUGAAAGGGACGCUCAAGCAGGAAUGCAGAUAAGCCAGUCGUGGGAUGAAAGUUUGAGCCUGAGUGAUAGUGACUUUGACAAGCAAGAGAAGUUAUAUUCUCCAAAGAGAAUUGACUUUACUCCAGUUUCUCCGGCACCUUCCCCAACCAGGGAAUUUGGAAAGAGUUUGUCACCAUCCUUGGAAAUGUUCGUGAGUAGCGGCGGUAUGCCACCAAGUCCUGUUCUGAAUGCAAGACAUUUUUCAAGGAGGAAUCAGAGUCCAGUCAAGUGCAUCAGACCCAGUGCUCUUGGUCCUCUUAAGAGAAAAGGAGAGAUGGAGACAGAAAGCCAGCCUAAGAGACUCUUCCAAGGCUCUACCAGCAUGCUGCCUACAGAUGCUUCGCAAUUGUCUGAUCUCAGUUCAUGUUCAGAUAUUUUGGAUGGCAGUAGUAUCAGCAGUGGCUUGUCCUCAGACUCACUGGCUACAGGCAGCGCUCCCGCAGAGUCUCCAGUAGCAUGCUCCAAUUCAUGCUCUUCGUUCAUCUUGAUGGAUGAUCUCUCACCCAAGUGACUUAACCAUUUCUGAUUCAGUGUUUUAACUAUUUCCCACAUAAAACAUUCAGUGAGGAAUGCAGAGAACUUUGAUCCGCAGUGGGGAUUAAAGUUCGGCAGAUUGCAGCCAUUCCGAUGCGCCCACUUCUGGGCAUCUCUGUCUUCAAAAGUUCAAUUUGGCAAGCCUAGUCACCCUACUAACAUCUGUUUUGGCUGAUCUCAUUUUGCGUUUGAUGACUAAAUCGCAAUACAGUUUUGAUUGCUCGGAGAAUUUCUUCUCAGUGCCUCAAAGAGCACCUACUUUCAAGCAUUUAAGGGGGCACUGAUGUGUAUCUUCCGUGAUUGUCCUUUCCCUAGCAGUAACAUAACAGAGGUGAUCAGAAAUUCUCUUGCUUGAGAGAUUUAUAAAAAUUACUGUUGACUACAUUCUUUCCCAUCUCUUUAUUUCAUAGCGAUAUUUAAAUUGCUUUGGAUUACAUCAAAUUUUCAUUUCUCUGCAUCAGCUUUAAGUACAUUCUUUUGUUUUCCUUUUCUGUCUGAGCUGCUGAUUUGCCAUUUCUCACAGAGGGGAGGACACCCAUAGUCGCGUCCAUCAACUCCCCUCAUUGCUUUGCUGUUGGGUGUGUGCAGUGAAGACUGGUCUUAGAGUGGAGACUGACAUGGGCUUAAGGGGGCCUGCAGCAGUCACCUCAGCUUCUUAGGACUUGGCCACCACAGUUGCUGUGUGAAUCCCUGAGGAAUCUAUAAAAUAUUGUUGAUAUUUCUAGGUGGUGUUAUCAAGGAGAAGAAAUUCCUGCCUUGACCAGAUGUGUGGAGCAUCUCCAAAUGAACGAGUAGUUAUUUACACAAACCACUGUCCAAACGUAAGCGUCCAGGAAGCUGUCAGUGUCUCGGGUAGUAUGGCGAGGCCUUGGGUGCCAUGCUGUAGGGACGUGUAUCAUAAGGUCUUGUGGCAAGUGGAAGCUUUCUCUGUGUCAGUGCUACCUUCCGUUUGUCUUGGCCGUUUCCUUUUCGUCACUGCGUGUGUUUUGUCACGUGACUGGUGGGUUCUUUGGUUACCGUGUUGUGCUAGAGUCAGAGCCCAGGUCUUGUUCUUGUUUCCUAUAGUGAGCAGCUUAAUAUCUGUAAGGAAGCUUUGAGGUACUGAAAGGGCCAAUGCUCCCGUGCCCUCUGCUUCCACAAGCUUUUUGAGCUCUAAGCAGUAUAUAUGCAGUGUGACGUGACAUAUGCUCUGUCAUUUUUACAAGAGGAAACUCCAACUAAGAUAUUUAAGAAAUCCAAGUGUGAGCUAUUGUGACGUUAUUUAAUAUUUAUUACCCUACGUACAGUAUCCGUGCUGUUAGAUUUCUUUCCAUGUUCAACAUGGUGGGUGACAGUGUUUGGUAUCCACAUUUACCUGCUAGAAUUGUGGUAUUCUAUUUCUAAGUGAGUGGAAAAAGCAAACAGAAAAUGAUUACACUUAAGUCCUUUGAAAUCUAAAAUCCUUAGAGGUGGUUUGAAGGAAUUCCCAGACCAGAAAUUAGUGUGCUUGAUGCAAAACCUCUCUUCUGAUGGUUAGAGAACAUCACUCAGCUUGCAGCGGUCCAUUAGAGAAUCAGAUCUGUUCUUCAGUUUACAUUCUAAUCACCGUCAUAACGGCUGUUAACAGCUUUCCUUCCCAUGUUGCUUUAGCCCGUGAAAAGCUCAUAAUCCUUCAGACCUAACAUCAAUGUGCUGUUCUAAGAAUCGCCCCUUGUGUGCCAUUGUGAAGAAACGUUUCUUGGAUGGCACUUGGUAUAUCCAUUCCGUUAAUGAACCAUAUUCCAAGGCUUUUGCCUUCAUAAUGAUAAGAGAUGGCUUUGUCUUUCAGGACAUUUGUCAUGUUCCCUCUUCUAUCUUACUUCCUUAAAGGGGAACUUUUGAGUUCAAAUUUAGGGUACAAAUUUAGGACUGUUAAGAAAUAACCUUAUGUUAAAAAUUCAGUGGUGAGGUAAAGCUGGAGCAGAGAACUGGAAUUGUCCCAGUGGUUUGAUGAGAUCAAAGAGGCAGGGGCUUCACUUUCCUUUUUUAAGCCAACUCUUUUAUUAAUGAAUUUAAUUCAAUGUUUUCAAUUUUCUCUGUCAAUUUCAUACAUGUAUGUACUUCAUUCUUAUUGCUCUCCCUCCCCACCCUCUCAUCUCACUCCCGCCCGUCAAUCCCCGCGUCUCUCUACAAAUUCCUUUGCCACAUUUUUGUCUUUUCCUUUGUAAACUAAUCUUUUGUUAUUGUUGUCCUCUGUGUUUAAACGAACCAGAAAGCUAAGUUUGUGCAGGGAUUGUUUUGAAAUACUAGACAGGCAAUUCGCAGAGAAACUUUGUUGACAGUACCCCUUUAUUUUUAUAUAAAGUCUAAUAUUUGCAGUGUAGUUAUUGUUAUAAAGUAAAAUUCUUUCUUCCUAUUCUCAUAUUAUAUCAUAUAUUUUAAGCUUCUAUUUGAAAACUAGUACAAGAAAUGAAACCAUAAUAAAAUCCUAUAGAUACUGGUUUUGCUUGACUGACUUAUAAAUCACUGUUUUAUGAUACCUGCUUUUGGAAUAAUAGAAAGUUUUGUGAAAUGUUUACCCAGUGUAUAUCUUAAGAAUGUGAAUUUAAUAAAGCAUAAUACAUGUAUA